ACUAUAGUAAUAGGACAUACGUUCAUUGUGCUUUGCUUUUGAUCUUCAGCUCCGAGGUUGAGAUGCUCUCCCAUGGGAAAAAGAAAAAAGGAAGAAGAGCUGGGCAGAAGGAAACCGACUUCACCCACCACUGAAAUACUUCCUACCUGAAGCACAGCUCUCUUGCGAGAAGAACAUGAUGGCAGCUCUUCACAGUCCCCUAAUUAAGGGGCUUGGGUUGGGUCCUGACUCAGGGGGAAAUACAACACCACUGAGAGGCCCCCCGCACAGCACCUGAGCACUCACAGCCAAGCCUGGGCUUGGCCCCAGUGGACAUAUGAGAACAGGUGCCUGCCAGAAGGCGGGAGGCCUGCUAUUGCCAGGUCCACCAUGUGAAUCACAAUGACUGCAUGAGGUCACGGAAUGUUGAAGAUGAAAUGAAAGUGGCUCCUGAGUCACAAAGUCACAGGGGGGUGGGCAUCCUUUUGACAGGGCUCCCAGCAAUAGAGCAGUCCCACUCUCCCGGAUGAGCUGGAGUAGUAGCUACCUCUCCCAGACAGAGUUGGGGUCAAAUUCAUGCACAUCCAAUUUCCAUCAAAGCCCACUCUUCCCAGGGCUUGCUGGGAGGGAAGGAUAACUGCAGGCUCCCCUGGGAUGCCCCCUCAUGAGAGAAGUUCACAAAGUUUGAGACAGAGGCGAAUGGACAGGUGUGCUUCUUAGGGAAGCAGUCAAGAGGUGGCAAGAAGUUGGCAGCUGCCCUCAAGAGGGUCCUGGCACCAUGGACAAUGACAAGCCUCUUCAGCCUGAGACAGAAGGUGAAAGGGCAUCCCAUCUCUCACCACUCAGACCCAUCCCCGCUGCCUCAGUACAACACCUAGUGAUCACAGGACCCUGAAGCCCACUUCUUUCCUCACCUGGGACCCUCUAGAAGUGGGAUGAUGUGUUAUACUGACUUGGGUUCAGGGCUUGGCAAACAAGAAGAGUUGGCUACAGUGCUAUGCUAGAACUAUGUCAUACUGGCUCCAGCCAGCUUUAAUUUGUAUUGUGUGGGCUGGUUGAUACCAUAUUUAUAGUUUGAAAUCAGCCACAUUGGGAAUAUUUACACCACAUGAAUUGGCUAACACUAUAAAUCAGGAUAUUUUUGGUGUUUUGUUUUUUUUUUUUUUUCCUGGAGAAUCAACUGUUAAAUAUUUACCAGCAUCCUACUGGUUGUAUGGAGUUCUAAAUUGUUUGACAAGGAAAUUAAGACUUAAAAAUUCAUCACUUUUCUAAGGCACUCAGCAGUUUGGCAGCCAAGCUGCUGUCUGUCUUCUAACUACCAGGCUACUGCUACCUGCACUGUGUAUCCCAGACAGGCUGGGAGAUAAAUGUUGGAACCUGGGUCUAUGGACAAGGAUUAAGAAAGAACAUGGACUCAUUAGGAACCCCACCAUCCUAGAAUCUGGGUGGUCAAAACUUGCGACCCCUGCCACAAACGCUCAGCCCACCCAAUGAGUGGGUUGGCUAAAUUCUGACACGUCAUUCAGAGGCAUAGUGUGGCUUCUUGAAACUACUGAGUCCUGCUGAUGCCUGAGAAUUGAGCUCUGGAUUUUAUGUGUGGCUUCCACAAGCCUAUGGCUGAUCCCAGGUCAGUGGCCCAGAGGUGGUAAAACCACAUCUAGCAAGUGUAGAGGACUGGUGUGAGGGAAGCUCUGUUCCCAGUAAUAUGAUUAAUUCAUCACUAUGAAUUAAUCAUAGUAAUUCAUUUCAACCCAAGGGAGAUUUUCAAGCCCCUCCUUUCCUGAUCACAAAUCAAUGUUAGAUUGGAAGGAAGAGAAGGUAAGUCAAAUUCUUACCCAUGCCUGGGUAUCGGGACUGGCUGAGUUGAAACAAAGACUCUGUUAAUGCAAACAACACCUUCACCCUCUCUCCUCCCAGUUUCCUCCAAGAAGGGAAGGAUCAAAAGAGAACACUUGUGAAGCAAGGGGAGAAUGACACUGGUUCCAUCUGACAGGGCCAGCCUCAAACUUCCCAGGCCAAGGCUAACCCAGUCACCCUUCCUUCUCUUGCUCUCUGGAACUGCUCCUGGUCCAUUUUAUUUUCUAUUUGACCUAAGUUGCCACCUGCCCUGGCCCGCCCUGCCCUUAUACUCCCUGGCACCAUUUGUGCCUGACAAUAAGGAAGCCUAUGUAUCGGGACCCAACCUUUCACCUGAAAGAGUGCCAGCACACCUCAAAACCCACCCAAACACAUAAGAAGGGGAAAGUGUGAGCAAGGAGCUGAUCUCCAAGGCAGGCCUCAGACAGGGAAGCGGGCAGGAGCAGCCAGUCUCCAGGGAGCAGAAGGGAGUUGGUUUCACAAGCCCCCAUGGACCCAGCAGUCAGAGGCAGUGCUAAUGGGGAAGGCAGGUUUGUAGAGCGGACUUGCCCUGGCAGGGCUUGGCACCUUGAGGACCUGGGACUCAGAGGAAGGGAGCAGAGACAGGGGCGGUAGCGGCAGGCUUUACUGGAGAGGCCAGCAGGUUUUAUUCCUGGCAUCAAGGAGAUGAGUUUUUUUCUUCCAGAUGAGACUGAAACUGAGCUAGUACCACAGAGCAGUGAUAAAACGCUCUACUGUGAGGCCGAACCCCCGCCAACUGUAGAAAAAGUGAAACCAGCCCGGGAGAAUUCCGAAACAGACCUGGAGAUUGAAGAUAAUGAGAAAUUUUUCACCACUGGACAAAAGGAGCUGUACCUGGAGGCCUGCAAACUGGUGGGUGUAGUGCCUGUCUCCUACUUCAUUCGGAACAUGGAGGAGUCCUACGUGAACCUCAACCACCACGGCCUGGGCCCCAGGGGUACCAAGGCUAUUGCUAUAGCCCUGGUGUCCAACACGGCUGUUACCAAACUGGAGCUGGAAGACAACUGCAUCAUGGAGGAGGGCGUCUUGAGCCUGGUGGAGAUGCUACAAGAGAACUACUACCUCCAGGAGAUGAAUAUUUCCAACAAUCACCUUGGUUUGGAGGGGGCCAGAAUCAUCUCAGAUUUCUUCGAGAGAAAUAGUUCUUCCAUCUGGAACCUUGAGCUUUCAGGAAAUGACUUCAAGGAAGAAUCCGCAGCACCGCUCUGCCAAGCCCUGUCGACCAAUUACCGAAUUAAGAAGCUGGAUCUCAGUCACAACCAAUUCUCUGAUAUAGGAGGGGAGCAACUGGGCCAGAUGCUGGCCAUCAAUGUGGGGCUUACAUCACUGGAUCUGAGCUGGAAUAACUUCCAUACAAGGGGAGCUGUGGCCUUGUGCAACGGUCUCCGGGGUAAUGUGACCCUGACAAAGCUGGAUCUCUCCAUGAAUGGCCUUGGGAAUGAGGGGGCUGUGGCCCUAGGGGAGGUCCUCCGACUCAACAGCUGCCUGGUCUACCUGGAUGUCAGCGGCAAUGACAUCGGCAAUGAAGGGGCCUCCAAAAUCAGCAAAGGACUGGAAUCCAAUGAAAGCCUCAGAGUUCUGAAGCUUUUCCUGAAUCCCAUAAGUAUGGAUGGGGCUAUUUUACUUAUCCUGGCUAUCAAGAAGAACCCCAAAUCCAGGAUGGAAGAGCUUGAUAUUUCCAACGUGCUGGUGUCCGAGCAGUUCAUGAAAACGUUGGACGGAGUGUAUGCUGUUCACCCGCAGCUGGAUGUGGUGUUCAAGGCAGUACAAGGCCUCUCUGCCAAGAAAACCAUCUUUUUGUUGACAAACCCCAUGAAACUGAUCCAGAACUAUGCAGACCAGCACAAAAUCACAGUCAUGGACUUCUUCAAGAGCUUGAACCCCACCGGGACAAUGAAGAUGUCUGUGGACGAGUUCCAGAAAGUGAUGAUAGAGCAAACCAAGGUCCCUCUGAACCAGUACCAGGUCAGGGAGGUGAUAAAGAAGCUCGAUGAGAAGACAGGCAUGGUGAACUUCAGUUUCUUGAACACAAUGAAGCCAUAGCAAUAAGUCUGGUCUGGAAAGAAGUCUCGGCAAGAGGAGUCCUGGCAAGUCGGAUGGUGGCAGGAAGGAGAGCAAGAGGUGGCAGAAAUCUCGAUGGACAGAUGCUGUGGCCAGGGCUGGGCACAAGCAAAUAAAGUCUGGCUUGGUUCUGGGCGUCCUGGGCUGCUGGUGGUGUGCCCGUCACCACGGGGGCCACCUUCUGCUUUUAGUGACCACCAGGGGACAUGUCAAUGCAGCCUCGUUAAGAGCUGCACAGACAAAUUUGGAACGUGAUGGGGUUGCUAGGCAGCAGGGAAAGAGCCUCAGAGAGCAGGUCAGAGCACAAGGGUAAUCAUCAUAGUGAUUAAAAAUGGAGUCCAGGGGAGACCUCCAUGGUGGGAGGCAGUGGCAGGGGGAACAGAUGCUGAGGGAAUGAGGGCAGGGGCCUUUAAGAAGCAAACAAAUGCUGUGAGGUCACAAGGAGGGAGCCAGGACAGGAGACCAAGAGAGCGGGCAUCCCAUCCUGGCCACAUGACCUUGGAGUCCCAGUGGCUCCCCUUGAAAAUGGAGCAGCUGAAAUAAAGCCUUCCCAGUCCGUUCUAGGAGUCUAUCAUUCUGCAUUUCGCCUUUAAAUUCCUUGAGAAACUGGGGAGACAGGAAGAGCUUAGUGAAGGAAGAAAAGGAAUAGCCAAGAACAGCAUUCACUGAUUAAGUGGGUGGAACAGGCACCUGUGGGAGUUUUGAUUGAUCUUACCAGACACCAUUGUAGAUUAGCAAGGCAGGAACUUUCUUGUGCCCCUCUGCAGCCCCAUGUAGUGCUUGGCACAUAGUAGAUACUCAAUAAACACCUGUGAAAUGAACAAGCACACUCACCUGGUGAUUGUUUGGGGUAAGUGGUGAAAUGUAGGGAAAGUGUAGGGGGUGAGGAAGGCUGAUAUUUGGUAACCCACACUUUGGCGCACCAGCGAAGGGUCUAGAAACCAAGUCACUAUCCUUUGUGUUUCACUUGGCUUCACCAAGGGUGGAGGUGAACACCAAGACCCCUCCGCACAUGCAGCAGAAUCAUUAUUGGAAAUAAUUUAUGUCCCACUCAUGUGCUGUAUUUCUGCCCUUUCUCUUCCUUAUUAAAGUCUUAGCCGUUGUGAGGUUUAGGGCCAGGAUAGAAGUUUCUAGCAAGACUCAUCCCUCCCUAGUGCACAUUUUUGCCAGCCUAAGCUCACUGGGGAGAACAGAACUGAAGAGAAGAGUGAGAAGGGUGGGCCACAGCAGCCCUCAGAGGAGCUUCCCCAGCACUGCUGGGAGGAGAGGGAGGCCUUCAAGUCUGGCAGGACCUCAGAACAAGUAGCUGAGCUAUGCCCUGGAGGCUGACUCUUGGUCUGGGCUCCCAACCUGGCGGAGCUCCCCUGCCCCAAACAUAGCAUGAGGGCAGCAGAGCAGCAGCUCUGCAGGGACCCCCUGAGCUGGGACCAAAGACCCCCAGCAAUAAUCAGUGUGGACUGGUGACCAAUAGGUAGAGGGCCUCUCCUGACAAGUGAGCACCAUGGAAGCUCAGUGGCACCACCUUGACCAUGUUCCUGAAAUGGAAUUUCCAUCACCUGGGUGGAUUAGGAGCUCAGAGUCCAAAUGAGGACAAUGAAGGGAAUAUAAAGAAAUGUAAAGGCCGGGUUCAGUGACUCACACCUGUAA
This is a messenger RNA of Cercocebus atys (sooty mangabey), 5565 nucleotides long. It is a transcript of the gene LRRC74A, whose product is annotated as leucine rich repeat containing 74A. The record is from RefSeq and is a predicted model, not a curated record. Gene Ontology annotation, molecular function: protein binding. The coding region runs from base 2503 to 3900 and encodes 465 amino acids. Lineage: Eukaryota; Metazoa; Chordata; Mammalia; Primates; Cercopithecidae. The transcript is spliced from 13 exons.